This is a messenger RNA of Rangifer tarandus platyrhynchus (Svalbard reindeer), 630 nucleotides long. Lineage: Eukaryota; Metazoa; Chordata; Mammalia; Artiodactyla; Cervidae. The record is from the annotation of a GenBank genome assembly.
AUGUGGGAGCAAGGAGACACCGCCUGCAGCCAUCCGAUUCUCGGAAAGGGGAAGGUCAAUGAGAGCACCGGCAGCUGUGAGCCUGCAGAUCAGGGGUCCCGCUGGCUGGCAGGCCAGGCUGCUGCUGCCGGGUUGCAGAUGGCCAGGCAGCGGGUUCCUGCUCCGGGCAGCAGCCUGGGACAGGGGGACAGGCGUGGGCUUCCUGAAUGUGUGUCCCAGAGCCACGCCCGCAGGGCCCCCGGGAGACGUGGAGAAGGGCGAUGGGCACGGCAUUGUCCCCGGCACAGGGAGGGAGCACAGUUAAUAAUAAUGAAACAACUUUUGCCAAAGUUCACUGCAUUCGGCGCGCGGUUGAGAGGCUCCGGGCCCGACCGCGGCCCCCGGGCCUUCUGCACCGCCCGUCCGCUCCCGGUUCUGCAGCGCGAGCUCCCUCGACCACCCGCCUUUCCGGGCGCAAGCCGGGCUCCGGCCUGCGGAACACCCCCAUCCCCCGCCCGGCUACUGCGCACGCGCGGCUGCCGACUCGGCGAGCGGACCCUGGAACCAAAGCCUUGCGGACAGCGCCUCCUGCCGUCCCCAGGCGCCCUGUGCCCGGGAGCGGGUCCAGCCAAACCCGACUCCUUAGGCUGA